AUGGAUCUUGGUGUAAUGAGUUUAGAUGGUUUAGUUAGUUCAGAUCCUGACCAGAAAUCCAAAUGGUACAAUGGAUCUGGUUUACUCAAACAAGAGAGAUCUGGAACAAGUACUGAGGAUGAGUUAUUAAGAACUUUCAAGCUUGCAAAAACUGAUCAACAGCAAAGAAACUCUUCCCUUUUGAGAUCUAAUGUUACCACUCUUUUCUCUGAUGCUCAACACCAACAACAAAUGCUUAGUUUCUCAACUCCUAAUCCUAAAUCAGAUUCUUUUUUACUUGACAAAAAUGCCCCCACAUUGUCUUAUGCUUAUCAUCAUCCUAAUCAUAAUCAUCAUCAUAAUCCAAUGUCUACUUACAACAGAAACACAGGCUAUGGUUCUGGAAGCAUGCAUGGAGGGUUUAAUGGUGUUAGAGGACCAUUCACACCUUCUCAAUGGAUGGAACUUGAACAUCAAGCUUUGAUCUAUAAGUAUAUUACUGCAAAUGUUGCUGUGCCUCAUCAUUUGCUUAUUCCUAUCAGAAAAGCUCUUGAUUCUGCUGGCUUAAGUACCUUCUCAUCUGCACUCCUCAGACCUAAUGCAUAUGCAAUGGGAUGGGGAGGAUUCCAUCUGGGAUACUCGAACAACACCGAUCCGGAACCAGGAAGGUGUAGACGAACAGAUGGAAAGAAAUGGCGAUGCUCAAGAGAUGCCGUUGUUGAUCAAAAGUAUUGCGAAAGGCAUAUGAACAGAGGACGCCAUCGUUCAAGAAAGCCUGUGGAAGGCCAAUCGGGCCAGGCUCUCACCACUGGUGGAACCACAAAUACAGCUACUACGAAUGUUACUUCUACCAUUACUACUCCAAGUAGUUCGUCGAAGCAGAUCAAUGUCACUGCUUCUCCUUCUUCGUCUAUUGUUGUUCCAGGUGGCAACAACGCUACCAACACUCUUUCCUUUGCACAUCAGGAGCAUUCCAAGAAUAUGAACAGCCUUAUCGGACAAGAUAAUGCUUCUUCUGCUGUAAACACCAUCAACAGGAUGUUCAUGAAUAGCAAAGAGAAUAACAACAAUAGUGAGAGGAUACAGGACGGUUCGGCGCUACCGAUGCUGCCACCAACCCUUGAGUUGAAACCGAAGGACAAUAAUUCCUUCAUGAUUCAAAAACAGCACAUUCCUUAUGAUGAAUCUUCAAGGAACAACGAAUUCGGGUUUGUCACUUCCGAUUCCCUGCUUAACCCUUCACAGAAAACCACUACCUUGCUUGGAACCAGAACCUUUGGUUCAUCUUCACAGAACCCUACAAACCGUGACACAGACCCUCAACAUUCCCUAAGGCAUUUCAUCGACGACUUUCCCAAAACUCACUCUGAUCAUCACAAUCCUCAUAACCGAUCGAGUGGUUUUUCUUGGCCUGAACUCGACAUGCAGUCAGAUAGAACACAGCUUUCAAUCUCAACACCAAUGACUGCCUCGGAUUUCAUGUCGUUCCCUUCCUCAGCCACCAAUGAAAAACUCACACUUUCACCUCUUAGACUUUCAAGGGAAAUCGACCCUAUUCAAAUGGGGUUAGGCGUCGGAAAUAGUACUCUCAAUAACAACGAAUCAUCAAACCCUAGUACUAACAAUCCUACCUCAAGACAAGCUAAUUGGAUUCCAAUAACUUGGGAGAGCUCAAUGGGCGGUCCACUCGGCGAAGUACUUCAUCUUAGCACCAUUGCUUGCAACGCAAGCGAUGAUCAUUACGGCGGAAACAACCUCAACAACAACAAUUCGUCGGCUCUAAAUCUCAUGACGGAUGGUUGGGACAAUCACAAUAGUCCUCCAAUGGGAUCAUCACCAACCGGUGUCCUUCAAAAAACAGCAUUCGGAUCACUUUCCAAUAGUAGCGCUGGAAGUUCUCCAAGAGCCGAAAACAACAAAACAACUCAAGAAGGAGCUAGUUUGUGCAAUGAUCAUCUAGGAUCAACUCUUGGUAAUAAUAACACUUCCUUUACUCCUUAA
This is a messenger RNA of Lathyrus sativus (Indian pea), 1980 nucleotides long. Lineage: Eukaryota; Viridiplantae; Streptophyta; Magnoliopsida; Fabales; Fabaceae. The record is from the annotation of a GenBank genome assembly.